Molecule: messenger RNA, 2645 nt
Organism: Prinia subflava (tawny-flanked prinia)
Lineage: Eukaryota; Metazoa; Chordata; Aves; Passeriformes; Cisticolidae
Product: Krueppel-like factor 2
Exons: 3
Coding region: 16-1464 (482 amino acids)
Biological process (GO): regulation of transcription by RNA polymerase II
Molecular function (GO): DNA-binding transcription factor activity, RNA polymerase II-specific; RNA polymerase II cis-regulatory region sequence-specific DNA binding
Source: RefSeq, a predicted model, not a curated record
CCUGCACGCAGCCAGAUGCGAGCUGUACGUUCUGUGCCGCUGAUUGCCUCACCGGCAGCAGCGGCGCGGGAGGACGCGGCUUCACGGCUGCGCUUACAUGAAACGAAUGGCGUGGGGGUGCGGGGGCACCGGGGCUCGGCUAUCUGGUUCGGCUUCUAUGGUGGCACAAGCACACUUUUUGGGAGUGCACCUUCGCUCGCUGACGCACUCGGUCGCCCCCGUGGCGAGUGUAGCGCCCGGCACACCGGCUGGAAUGCUUCGAUCUGUACCCCUGCGCCAGACCUCUCCGGCACUCUCUGCCCGCACACACAGAGGAUGCUACAGCAGGAUGGCCCCGCUGCCGUCAAGCGGGAGGAGGACGACCUGGGCAAGUUCGUGGACUUGGAUUUCAUCCUGGCGCACACCAGCAGUGGCGGGCAGGGGCCGACCGGCCCCAACUACCCCCUGCCUGAGACCCCCGAGAGCUGUGGCACCACCUACGACAGCGACGGCUCGUACUCGACUCCGGGCAAGUUUUCGGCGCCUUACCCCGAGGGUCAAGGCCACAGCUACGUGGCUGAGCUGCUCACCCCGGAUCUGCCCGGCCACUACGACCCGCAGCGGAGGGAGUACACGGAGCUGCGGGUGCCCGGCGGCCCCCACCACCACCCUCACCCCCAUCACCACCCACCGCUCCACCCGGCCUUAGCCCGCCCACUGCCCCUGGACCCCGCGCAGUCCUUCGGGCCCCGUAUCAAGAAGGAGCAGCCGGAGGAGCGCGCUUGCAUGCUGGGGGUGUCCGCCGCGGAGUACCUGGGAUCGGGCGGCGGCGAGCACAAGCCGCGCGUUGCGCCGGGUCCCGGGCCGGGACCGGUGCCGGGGCCGCCGCUGCCCUACCCGGGCUUCCCCCACGGCCGCUUGGGGCCCCCUGAGGAGCCGCUGCCUGGCACCGAUCCCCACCUCUUGGCCGACCUGCCGCCUCACUACGCCGUGGCCCCGCACCGCUAUGCGCCCCACUUCGCCCCCCAGGCGCCACCGCAGUUUCAUGGACAUUUCAGUGUUUUCAGGGAGCCCCUGAAGGGGCCGGGGCCAGGCCCGGCGGGGCUGCCCGGGCUGCUGGUCACGCCACCCAACUCCCCGGUGCUGGAGUACUUCCCGGCCGGGGCUCCCCCCGAGGACUGCAAGCCCAAACGCGGUCGCCGCUCAUGGGCGCGCAAGCGAACGGCCACGCACAACUGUGAAUACCCGGGCUGCGGCAAGACCUACACCAAGAGCUCGCACCUCAAGGCGCACAUGCGGACCCACACGGGCGAGAAGCCCUACCACUGCACCUGGGAAGGAUGUGGCUGGAAAUUUGCCCGCUCCGAUGAGCUGACCCGUCACUACCGCAAGCACACAGGGCACCGGCCGUUCCAGUGCCACCUCUGCGAGCGGGCUUUCUCCCGCUCAGAUCACCUCGCUCUCCACAUGAAGCGGCACAUGUGAGCAGUGGCUGCGGCCGGACUCGAUGUCCCCAGAGCCAGCUCACGGUGUAAAUAGCGUCAGGCGAGGGAUGGCAAUGGGGAGCAGCCUGGCCACCCAGCCCUCUCCGCUUAUAGUUUACUAGUCUUCUCCUCCUGCCCCUGUGAGAGCUGGCCCUGUCGGGGGAAGGGGGGGAAGGGCUGCUUUGGGGAUGUAUGUGGGGAGCAAAACUACAAGAAACACCUGCCCAGGCAUCACCUCAGCUCCCCGUGCCUGGAGGGUUCCUCCCAACCAGAUACCUGGUGAGUGGGGGGCUGGUGCAUAAAGGAUCUGUCCCCAGAAAUCCUGGCUUGUAUUUGGCAUCAGCUUAACCUUCUUCCCCCAGAUUUUGGCACCCCCCUGGCUCUAGGGGCUGUGAUGGCUGACUCUGGCUGCAUUUUGGCUGGAGAGCCAUGCCAGUUGGGCACACUGGUUGUGGUGCUGGGAAAUGGAUUGCUGGUUGUCUUGGUUGUGAUCAUCAGAACAAACCUCCUGACCCAAAGCCGACUGGAUGGGGUGAGGGUGGGAUUUGACCGGCUUACGGCUGGAAAGGUUUGCGGGUGUUGCCAGCACAGCAUCACCUUACACAGAGGGCAGGGAUGCUCCUGUCACCACCCUGGGACCCCACUAGGCAGUCCAGCCCUGACCAUUACAAGUUUUCCACUCAAGAGCCUUAAAUGUCUCUCCUGGCUCUUGUCUGCUUUAUUUUGUCUUGUUCUUCCCCUCAGGAUGAUACCAGGUACUGCUGCAGCUGCCUUCCCCAUGCUGCUUUUUAAAAUUUAGUAUGUAAAGGACAGUGAGUCCAGCUAUGAAUGCCCAGAUCUCUGCUAUACUUGAAACUUUUGUAGGGGGGGGACAAGAAAGAAAGCUCAAAAGAAAAUGAGUCUUUUUAUGUGCAGCUUCUGCAAAGCAAGUUGUAAAUUAAACAAAGCAGUAAUAUAUAAUGUUUCUGGUUUUUUUAAUGUAUUUUUUCUUCCAGCUGGGAACACAGAUGAGUCUCAGCUUUGGGAAGUGCACUGUUCCCGUCUGUGUAUAUUGUUAAUUAACAUUUCUCUGCUUGGGCACGUUAGGUCUCUUGCACUCUGAAAUGUUACUUUUCUUUAUAUGCAAACUGUUGAAAUAUUGUGAUCUGCUGUAUAAUAAAUAAACAAGAUGUAAACAUGAAA